This is a messenger RNA of Umbelopsis ramanniana AG, 669 nucleotides long. RefSeq lists its product as uncharacterized. The record is from RefSeq and is a predicted model, not a curated record. Bases 208 to 621 code for a protein of 137 amino acids. The transcript has a single exon. NCBI's taxonomy places the organism in Eukaryota, Fungi, Mucoromycota, Umbelopsidomycetes, Umbelopsidales, Umbelopsidaceae.
CCUAUGACUAUUUAGCCAACAGCCGGUGACCUGGUUGAAUUUUUUUUGGGUCUGUGCUUCGUCCUGCACGAAAUUGUGCUCCAUGCUUACCGUAUCCUUUUCUAGCGAGCGUGCAUUAUGGAAACGAAAAGAUAGAAUGCAACAGGAAGAACUGAAUAUUCUGCGCAUCAGCCUGGAAAAAAGCGAGCAAAAGGUAAGGCUAAUCGAAUGCGAGUCAAAAAAAAAAAAAAAGGCGGCGGUCUCAACUCAACUGUAUUUUUUACAACUCACCAGAGAAAGAAAAUGGUAUUAAAAAAGCAAGAGUACGAAAAGGAGAUAGAACGAUUAAGUAGUCUUAGUCAGAAUGGUAGUGUUCCUUAUUCAUUCCCGCCACAACCUGGUACAUCCUCAGCCAACAAGCGACGGAUAGCUUCGGACGACGAAACGGACAGCAACGCCACGGAUGAUGAAGCGCCGCCUGUGAUGAAGAAGAAAAAACCAAUACCGAUUGAACUUUCGAGUGACAGCGACACCGAUGCCGAAGAGGAUGUUCCUGUUGUUGCUCGGUCCAAACCCAUUCAUCCAAAGAGACUAGAGUUACUUGGUAUUCCCCCACAACACGAACCAACCGCUGGACAAUGACAUCCCCCCCCCUUUUUUUUAAAACACACCUAUACCCCAUCUUCACUG